Messenger RNA from Colias croceus (clouded yellow), 2214 nucleotides. RefSeq names its product F-box/LRR-repeat protein 7 (gene Fbxl7). Gene Ontology annotation, molecular function: protein binding. Lineage: Eukaryota; Metazoa; Arthropoda; Insecta; Lepidoptera; Pieridae. The transcript has 8 exons. The record is from RefSeq and is a predicted model, not a curated record. The coding region runs from base 189 to 1460 and encodes 423 amino acids.
UUUAGGGUCAACAUUCGUUUUAUAGCGACCCCGCGACAAAUUCUUAUUUUAAAUUAUGAAUGCAGAUUCAAAUUUACAAGGCUGUGGCUUGUGUGUGUUUGUGAUGUGAUUGUGAUGUGUUUUGGAAAAUGUGGGAUAAUUUCUUCUACGCGAAGUCUGUGAGGAAAAAGUGUGGAGCUUAGGUCACAAUGUCGUCCGGCAGUUGCUCCGGGCCGGGUAUCUGCGGGGGGGCCCGUCGACGGCCUCCCCCCCCGCCAGAGCCGGCGCUAUCUCUAGCAGCCGACCUGAGCGAGCUGAGCCUGGACCAGGGCUACCACACGCUCGCGGAUUGUGGACCACCGAGGAGACGACGAGAUAAUACGCUUAGUGACGCGCUGUGGUUGAAGAUUUUGUCGUAUUUGGAGGUAUCCGACCUCUGUCGAAUGUCGCGGGUAUGUCGUCGAUGGUCGAGGUUUGCGUCACGGUUGCUGGCGCGGCCGGAUCCCUGGCGGCGGGUCCGAGCGACCGGAUCCUUGGAGGUUGCUGCCAGGUGCGCGGGCGCCCGGUCGGGGCUCUGCGCCGCGGCGGUGAGGGAGUGGAGGAUGAAGAACUGUGCGGUGACAGUCGCGGGAGCCCAAGUGGUAGCAGCCACUUUUAGGAACCUCACCCACCUGGCACUGACAGGUUCCACCAGUAUGGAUGCCAGAUCACUGGCACCACUGAUAACCGAUCUGCUUGAUUUACGGCAUCUCGAUCUGACGGGUUGUCCAAACGUCGACUGGCCAGAAUGGGCAUGGCUUGAAAGUCGAUUAGCAGCCAGAAGACCGCCCAUAGAGUACAUAGACCUGACUGACUGCAGUGGAGUGACUGACGCUGGGCUCUGUGCCUUGUUACAUACCUGUCCAACACUACAGUACUUAUAUUUGAGGAGGUGCACUCUAGUCACUGAUGCAGGCGUCCGGUGGGUACCCUCAUAUUGUGCGCUGAAGGAACUGAGUGUGUCCGAUUGCACGGGUGUCACUGACUUCGGACUGUAUGAGUUGGCCAAACUGGGCCCUGCGUUGCGAUACCUUUCUGUAGCCAAAUGUUCACAGGUAUCGGACUCAGGGGUACGCACGCUCGCGCGGCGCUGCUACAAGCUGCGGUACCUGAACGCACGCGGGUGCGGCGCGCUCGGCGACGACGGCGUGGAGGCCGUCGCGCGAGGUUGUUCUCGCCUGCGUGCGCUAGAUCUUGGUGCUACGGACGUAUCUGAGCAGGGCUUGCAGAUUCUAGCCCGUUGCUGCCCUAACCUCAAAAAGUUAGCGUUACGGGGUUGUGAAUUAGUCAACGACGAUGGCCUCGAAGCAGUAGCUUACUAUUGCCGAGGUCUCACACAACUCAACAUCCAGGAUACUCCAGUGACCCUACGUGGUUACAGAGCAGUGAAAAAGUAUUGCAAACGGUGUGUCAUAGAACAUACCAACCCGGGAUUUUGCUGAACUGUGGCAUUCAAUGGACACUUAGAGGCUUUUUUGUGGCGAUGAUUUAUGAAUGUAUACGAAUACGUGAGCUAAAAUGUGUUGAGAUGUUUUAAAUUGACAGCAUUAUGCAGUUCAGUGAAUAGGAGCUUUAUUGUGUUAUCUGUGGUGUUUGUGACGUUAUUUGAUUUUUUUGCUAUCUGUGGUGCGUUGACAUUUAAAAAUGGAACUUUUUUAUGGUGCUUUAGAAAUUACUCGUUUGUAAAUUGUAUUUAUAAAUAGAACAGCAAUGUGUAAAAAUAAAUAUGAUUUAUUUUUAAAUGAAAUUUGUAAAUAUUAAAAUCCAAAUUUAUUGUUAGCUUAGAUAAUAUUUGAUAAAUAUAUGUUUGUAUUUGAUUCCUUUAACUAUGUAUUUACAUUUAACAGAAAUCUCUUACUUUAUGGCACAUUAUAACAGACUAAACGAAUAUAAAACGUAUAAUGCUGAAGUACAUGAAUAAAAUUACGUAAUAACACAUUUUAAAUUAGAAUUAUUUAUUAUAUUUCUUAUAAAAGAAAUAUUGAACAAAAUGUUCAAAAUCCGGGCAAUGUUGCCGCAUUUUACGGUCAUUAAACAUCAAGAAGGCAAGACUUACUUUGAAAUCGUAUAGAUAACUUUUUACCAAUACAAAUUCGCUACUGACAUCGCUUAUAAGUUGUAAUUUUUAUCAAAUUCUAACCAAUUUAUGGAUACAUAUUUAGAGGAAAAUGCAAGAUCAUCAAGACGUAUUUUGAA